UAUAUAUAUCCAUUAUAUUGCACAACAAAAUUACCAGGAAAAAAGAAACAAUGGGAAGACAGAACCGGGGUACAAAUGCGGCACCUCAAGGUAAUAAUAAUAAGCAACAUUUCAGCCAUCCCCACAUCUUGAAACUAAUUGUCAAUCCAACUGAUACGGAAACAGAACUACUCACUUGCAAUGCUUGUGAGCAACCAAACAAUAGUAACAAGCCUUUCUACGGCUGCAACACCUGCCAAUAUUUCCUCCACGAAAACUGCUUCAACGCUCCGCGUUUUCUCAAUCACACGUCUCAUUCAUCUCACCCCUUGACUCUUCACCAAAUUCCGUCGUACUCGAGCCGUUCCUAUACUUGCAAGGCUUGUGGCUCUGCUGGCAAUGGAUUUUGCUUUAGCUGUGCUUGUUGUGAAUUUGAUAUCCACUUGCAAUGUGCGUCCUGUCCUAACUCGAUACUUGUUGAUAACCACCCGCAUCAAUUGGGGCUCCACUUCGGUUCUCCUUAUGAAGAUAAGAAUAUGGAAUACGUUUGUGAUAUGUGCAACGUGAUAAUGAACAAGGACGAUUGGUUGUACUAUUGCGCUGCUUGUGAUUUCGGGUCACAUUUGCAAUGUGCGAUAACUAGUCUCGAAGUCGGUGUUUUUCCCAAACAGCAGCGUCCAAUUCCGAAUUCAAAUCCAAAUCAAAAUACAAGUCUGAAUUCCAAUGCGAAUGCAGCGGUGGAAAUGAUAAAUUCAGUGAAUGAUGAUCAUGACCGGCUUAUAGCAGCUCAAAUUGAAGCUCAGAUUGCGGCACGAUCAAGACAGGCUAUGCUGGACUUAUGGUAGAGUACAAUCACCAACAUACAGUUACAUAUAACACUAUCGUGAUUAUCUAAUGCAUCUGCUUUCGCGUUCUUCAGUUUUUAUUGCAAAAUAAAUGCUUUAUUGUUGUUAUGUUAUUUCUCUUUCAAAUUUGUAUCUUUGAUCGAUCCUUCAUCA
Molecule: messenger RNA, 977 nt
Organism: Solanum dulcamara
Lineage: Eukaryota; Viridiplantae; Streptophyta; Magnoliopsida; Solanales; Solanaceae
Product: protein VACUOLELESS GAMETOPHYTES-like
Exons: 1
Coding region: 51-824 (257 amino acids)
Source: RefSeq, a predicted model, not a curated record